Caenorhabditis auriculariae is the source of this 484-nucleotide messenger RNA. NCBI's taxonomy places the organism in Eukaryota, Metazoa, Nematoda, Chromadorea, Rhabditida, Rhabditidae. The record is from the annotation of a GenBank genome assembly.
AUGCUUCGGAAGGUUGGUCAUCCCUUAAAAAAUUCCUCAUUCCUUAAAAAUUUUCAGAUUUUUUUCCAUCCCUUCUUCUGAUUAUCGCGCUUCUCGUCCUGAACGUCGAGGCCAAGAGAAGUGAGUUUUUGAUCUCCAAAUGGAUGAUUACAAGCUUCUGAGGUUCUUUUUUGAAAAAUAAUAUUUAUUGAUACUCUGAAAAGCAUCUCUCAAAAACUUUCAAGUUUCAAGGAGUCUCAGACCAGAAUUUAAAAGACUCUGAAAGAAUUAAGAGAAAGUUCCGAAGAAGAACAACUUUAUUUCUGUUACAUGAAACGCUUCAGAACUGUUCAACCGCUGCAGAAGAGACAGCGACUGUCCUUACCACUACGUCUGCCGUAACUAUAUCUGCAUUGUUCAAUCGGCUCCGAGGCCCGGACCAAAAGGUCCCCAACCUCACCCCGGUCCUUACGGUCCGAAAGGUCCGAAAGGCCCUUGGGGAUGA